Messenger RNA from Betta splendens (Siamese fighting fish), 4633 nucleotides. It is a transcript of the gene rgma, whose product is annotated as repulsive guidance molecule BMP co-receptor a. The coding region runs from base 1030 to 2403 and encodes 457 amino acids. Gene Ontology annotation, molecular function: coreceptor activity. Gene Ontology annotation, cellular component: plasma membrane. The record is from RefSeq and is a predicted model, not a curated record. The transcript has 4 exons. Gene Ontology annotation, biological process: BMP signaling pathway. NCBI's taxonomy places the organism in Eukaryota, Metazoa, Chordata, Actinopteri, Anabantiformes, Osphronemidae.
CCGACUGCAAAGUGUUUUCUCCAUCCGAUCCUCCAUUAAAUCCUGAUUAUUAUGGAUUUGUCUUUUUCCAACCUGUGAUUUGCGAAGACGAGGAACUACUAAUGGUUGUCGGGGUGCGGAUCUGACACUGGGCUUGUUACUUGACAACCAGUGGUGGAAAUAUUGCAAUGUCUACAGGGAGCAGUCGAGUAAUUUUAUCUAGAACAAGUCUCUAGGUUCAGCUUUUAGCCAAAUCCUAACAGGAGUCACUAUUGUGAGAUGCGAUAAACAGGGCUUAUAUUUUUACUUUCUAUUAGGGAAACAACAUUUGAUGCAACUUGGAACGGAACUCACAGUAUAUAGGGUUCGUUCCAAUCGCUGUAAUAAACAGACACACUGUACAGCUCAUUUCUGGCUUGUUCGUCAAUGCAGCUGCGACCUGCUCGGACUCCUACUCUCUCCACUACUUGCAGAGGAAAGGGGGUUCGCGGAUGAGGCUCGGGGCUCCCAGCGGCGUCACGCUGCGCCGAUCAUUGUCUCUCUCACACUUUAUAACUAGCCAGUUCACAACAUCCAGACACCGGAUCGGGACAUAAGCAGCGGCGGCGGCGGCGGCGGCAGCAGCACUGCCCCCGGGGUUUUCCUCCCGUACGACGACUAUAACUAACAAUUUGGAUUUACCGCCCGGAUGACAGCAAUUACUGGACUUCAUCUAUCAUAAUGCCUCCUUUCCGAUCGAUUGAUGGGCAGACGAGUUAAGCGAUGGCUCGAGAGAUCUUAGUCCGCCGGGCGCGAGAAGUGGCCGCUUCAAUGAACUAGAGCAGCUGAACGCACUUUCGUUUCGCCGCAGAGCAGACUUGGGGGACGUGAUCGGCGGACACCAUGCACACAUUGGCGGAAUUCACGCUCAGAAAGCCGCUGGGUGCGUUGGAUUUCGGAUUACUGUGACACGCGCGAGACGUGCUCGGACCGGGGUUGGAGAUUUUUCAGGAGUCCGUUUCCUCUCGUCCUCCGGGUUCCUGCAGAACUCCAGAGUCGCAGAAAGAGCCCAUGCAGUCGCCAAGGGAGAGGAGCGAAGUGCGACCCCGAGCUGGAUGGAUGGUUAUGGGGGAAAGAGGAAGACCCUCGGCGCUUGAAGUGUGCAGAGUCCUCGCCGUGUUCCUCUCGCUCUUCCCGUGCGUGAGUCUGCAGUGCAAGAUCCUCAAGUGUAACUCCGAGUUCUGGGCCUCCACGUCGAACUCCGGACCGGAGGAGGAGUUCUGCACGGCGCUGCGCGCGUACAACAGCUGCGUGCGCCGCACCGCGCGCACCUGCAGGGGGGACCUGGCGUACCACUCGGCCCAGCAUGGCAUAGAGGACCUGAUGAGCCAGCACAACUGCUCCAAGGAAGGGCCCACGUCCCAGCCCCGCGCCCGCGUCCCGCUGCCUCCCCCGCCCCCGCCGCUCCCACCUGACAGCCAGGAACGCUCCGACGGGCCCGAAGUAUGUCACUACGAGCGCAGUCUCCCACGCAACACGUCCCCGCCCAACUACACCCACUGUGGCUUCUUCGGGGACCCGCACCUCCGAACCUUUAGCGAUGAAUUCCAGACGUGUAAGGUGGAAGGAGCCUGGCCGCUCAUCCACAACAAGUACCUGUCAGUCCAGGUGACCAACACUCCUGUCGUGCCGGGGUCUCUGGCCACUGCCACAACCAAGCUGACAAUCAUCUUCAAGAAUUUCCAGGAAUGCGUGGACCAGAAGAUGUACCACGCUGAGACCGACGAGCUGCCAGCUGCGUUCGCGGACGGCUCCAAGAACGGAGGGGAGCGUCAUGGGGCGAACACCCUGCGCGUGGUGGAGAAGGUUCCCGGGCAGCACGUGGAGAUUCAGGCCCGGUACAUCGGCACGACCAUAGUGGUUCGGCAAGUGGGCCGCUACCUGACCUUUGCCGUGCGCAUGCCGGAGGAAGUCGUCCACUCCGUGGAGGAGGGAGACAACCAGGACCUGUACCUGUGCCUCCACGGCUGCCCUGCCAACCAGCGGAUCGACUUUAGGAACUUUAGGGCUCGAGCGACAGAGGCUCACAGCGUCGCCAGGACCAGGAGCAGCAGCAGCAGCGGCAGCAGCGGCAGCAGCAGCGGGGGGCACGGCUUCACCUACCAGUCUGCAGAGGCCAUAUGCAGAGAGAGGCUCCCAGUGGAGGACCUGUAUUUUGAGUCGUGUGUGUUCGACCUGAUCUCGUCUGGAGACAUUAACUUCACCAUGGCAGCCUACUAUGCCUUUGAGGAUGUAAAGAUGCUCCACUCAAACAGCAACAGGUACCACAUCUACGAAAGGGAUGCUUUUAGUGCAGCGCAGGGGGGCAAGGACUCACUGUCUCUCCUCCUCCUCAACCUCUUCGCUCUCGUACUGUGGAUUGGGUGUUGCACAGGUCAUCUAUAGGUGCUCUACAACAGCAGCCUCUCAGUGUAUCUGCCAGUGAGUAUUGGUACCAUCGCUGUAUCGCACAUCGGCUCCUCUGCUCUCGUCUUGUGAUGUGGCUGGUGACCGGGACCGCCACGGCCCUCCGUCUCGUUUUAGUAGUGUUUCAGUGUCUUUAGUCUAAUGACUGAGUGAGUUCACUCACCUAUCAUCACGCCUAUUUAGCUGGUUCGUGCGACUGGUCUUUGAAGAGCGCAGCGGUGAGAGAGCCCAGCUACCCCAGAGCUCAGGGUAUCCACCUGGGAUUAAAUCCCACAUUCUCACCGUGGCCGUAUGCCUAUGGGAAGCCGGACAAGAUGAUCUUUUGCAGAAAGAGGAGUUUGCUGAUCCUCCCGCCCCUGAUCCCCUCAUUGGUGCCAAGCCAAUGAAGCUCUCUGUGGCUCAUGUGGCAAAGCAAGAGGACCUGACAGGGGCUUUUGUUAACCUAAGGCCAGAAGCAGCUUUAUGUUUGAUUAGUUUCCAGCUUUGGAAAAGCCUGAGCCUUCUGGAGGAAGCACUCAGCCAAAAGGACGUCAGAGCAGCGUCUCCAGUUGUCUGCAGUGGAGAUUAAUGGGUCAUAUUGUUAGGUUUUGUGUGCGUGCGUGUGUGUUUGUGUGUAAGGGAGUACAAUAUGUGUGCAGAAUUCUGUCUGUGGUUAAUUUUGUAUGUUUGCGGGUGCAGGACUUCCCAGAAAGUGAGAUAACAAAACUCCAGUGGGAGAGAAUGUUUCCAAUGUCUUUAUGUUGUGCCCAAUAGUUCAUAAAUGGAAAAGUCAAGACGCUUCUCAGUCUCAUCAGAUGGACUCGAUCAGCCAAGUAGCAACUCCCAAAAGGGACCUGGCGAAAAAAACUCAUCAACAUCUGUACAUGGUUUUCAGUCUCUCUUCCUGUAUUGUUUGAGCUGACUUGUUGAUCACGUAGUGUUAGUAUUUUAGGUCUGUAAUGUGAAUGUAGCAAGGAAGCAAAACGACAGACUUGGGCACGCGAGCAUUUACAGAAUGUAGAUAGACAGAACUGUGGCACCUCUAUGGAGAACUCUGUGAAUUUAAAUAAUGUGUCCGUGGUGUAGAUACUGUUAGUACAAGCUAUCACAUCUAGUGAGUUUAGCGUUUUCUAGACUACCCGUGUGCUGACCCGACUCUGGCUUAGUGACUAAAUGAUAAGCAUAUGUCUGUGGACGUGAUUUCAUGGCUUAACUCAUUGCCAAAGAACAAGCCCUUGUGCCAACAGUUUCCCCCAGCAGCUGAAUUUUCAUCGCUCGGCCCUAAACACGUCACAUUAGGGGGAUUCGUAAUUGUAACUCGUGUCUGUGGGUGAGUUUGCGGCGCGGCGAUAAACUACAGUAACACACUGUAAAAGCAGCGUUUGUCUCUGUUUUCGCAGACUCACCGUUGCUUCUCUUGUGUUUCUUGAUAACAGUCUUCACUACAGGAGGUUUCCAUUUGAACUCUGGCUCUCAGCUGUAGGACCUGGUACCGUGUAGGUCUUUCCCUAGAUACUGUUACUACACGGGCUCGGUUUUACAGUCAUUUAUCCUUUACACUGAAGUAUUUGGCAGGCCUUACUACUGCUAUUUGGAAUAUGUAUUGGUGCCGUUUGACAACAAAAAAAAUCAUACAAAUGAUUGUAAUGUUGAAUCUUGUGUUAAUAGUUGUAAUUGUGACUUUUCCAGUAUAAUGGUUCUACGUGUGUUAUGUGAGAUUGUGUUUUGUGAGUUGCUGAGUUGUAUAUUACCAGUUGUGUUUAAAAUUUAUCACUCCAGUUUUUGUACAUCAAAUGUUUUGGUGAAUGUGAAAGUUUUUUUUUUUAAUGUUUUAUUUGAAAAGGGAUUUUUGCAAAAACAUGAAAAGCACAGAGCAAAAUUUUCCAACACGGCAUAAACAGUCUUUGUGGAGAUGUUGGUUUUCAUCACUUGUUGCUUACUUGGUUGAACCCUUCACAACACAACCCACCUUCUAAACAAAAGGGAAUGUAGGAACGUUUUCUGGGGUGUUCAUGUUUUUGAGUUUGAAGCACUUUAUGUUUAUUUCAUUUAGCUCUUAUUUUGUUUGAAAGUUCGUGUCAGGCUUGUAAAGGAUAAAAAGCAUAAAAAAUAGCCGACUAGGAAAUGCCAGAAAGAUCAAACUUUGUUUGUAUGUAAAGCAAAUGUGUUACCACAUGCCAGCUGUUUAUAAUGUAAAUUAUUUAUUGAAUAAAAGAAAAUGUCUUGUUAA